This is a messenger RNA of Penicillium digitatum Pd1, 1101 nucleotides long. NCBI's taxonomy places the organism in Eukaryota, Fungi, Ascomycota, Eurotiomycetes, Eurotiales, Aspergillaceae. The record is from RefSeq and is a predicted model, not a curated record.
AUGGAUAUCCAACGCCAAUAUCCCAGUGUCCACUGGAUCUGGGGUGGAGGCAUCUCCUUCGUUUACGAGGUCCACCCUCGCAUUGUGGUCAAAGUCCCGAAGUCCGGGGAAUUCGAGAGGCAACAAUUCCAUAAAGAGCUCGAGAUAUAUCAAGUAUUCUCGCAAAAUCCACCUUGCCACUCUAUUGUGCAGUGCUUUCUCUUUUCCGACAGUGGCAUUUUCCUCGAGUACAUGAGAGAAUGGAUGAACGAUCUCGCUCAAGCCGUCGCUUUCUUGGAAUCCCUCAAUCUGGCUCAUGGUGAUUUACGACCGGAAAAUGUUCUACUUGACCGCAACCGACUGAAACUAUCCGACUUUGAUUGUACGGCGAGGAUUGGAACAAAUUACGAAGCUUGCAUGGCUCCAUAUGGCAGAAUACUCAACCACAGGGAAUCAGAUCAAGGAGAAUGUGGAACAUUCGGCUUCCUGGGCCCUCGAACAGAACAAUUCGCCCUUGGUUCCUUAUAUUAUCUGAUUAACUAUGGCUUUGAGAUUUAUGGCGAUCGCUGUCUUGCCGAAGAUCCUUACGAACAUGGUCCUAAGGUCGUGGACUUGCUACAGAACAUGGAAUUUCCGAAUUUGGAUGGAAAUCCCUUGAUUGAUAACAUCAUCAUCAGAUGUUGGCAUAACAAAUAUGUCAAAAUUUCAGACCUAGCUGCGCACACGAAAACACUUUUGAACGAAAGAACCGUUGCGAUGGAAAGUAGCGGAAGCGGAAAAAAGGAAAGUCGCGAAGUGGCAAACCUCGUUAAAACAAUGUUGAACGAACGAUGGUAUAUGGUCAUAGGUCGCUUAUUUCAUGGGAUAUUUUAUGGCCUAGGAACGUGGUGGAGAUCGUUAUUACAGAGUGUCCGCGGCGAGUCCAGAAUCGCCAAGCGAGUCUGUGGCGACCACAAUGAUGUUGUAGAUCAAAACUGCCUGGAAAAGGAUUUUCUGUCCAAAAAGGAAUUCUGUCAAGACCUGGAGAAACGUGGACUUCUUGAGGCGCUUACUUUAGGCGAGCCUGAGGAGAUUGGGUUCACUUUUGAUUGGUAUAGGUACAGCACAGUCUCUCAAAGUUAA